CGUAAAAUGUCGAUGCUGGGUGUUCCUCUCCGUACUUCGUGAUGACUCGACGAUGAUUUCCACGGACAGUUCAGCUGCUGCUUUGUACAGGGAACCAUGACGAAUUUUGGUCGACGGUGCAGCACGGGUCUUCUUUACAAGUACUACAAACCAGCAGAUGAACGAAUGGAGAGUCAAAGAGCAAGAGAAUUACAAUGAUGGCACCAAUCACCUUGGCAAUGAUUCUGAUCAGGAUCAGCAAGAUGUUCGAACAGCUUUAAGGAGCUAGAUCUGAUUGAGGAAAUAAGAAGGAUAGCAAAAAAUUGAAUCAUGGGUUCCCUGCCGAAUCUUCAUGAGUUGUCAAAGGACAAACUCGCGAGCCCUGCUUAUAGACCAGCACCAAUUGGUGGUUUAGGACCUAUACGACUGCCAGCUCAACCUCCACCAUUAGCACAUACUCAUAGACGUGCUAGAAGUAGUGGUCACCACCAUGCAUUAUGGGAUAACGAUGCUAUGUUAGAGCACAUGGCAGCUUAUUCACCCAUUUCUUGUCGUUCUACGAGAACAUCUGCCUUAUCCUGGCGUCGACGAGACUCGAUGAAUUCUUCGGCUGGAGCAUCGUCCGUGCGUCGCUUAAUAGCCGCUGUAAGAGCAGCACCUUCCGGUCCUCGACCACCGAAAAGGGCAAUUUUGAGGCAUUGUGCUGCUCUUCUCUUAGGACAUGCGAGCUGCUCUGCUGCCACGUUGCCAAUGUUCCCAUUGCAGGCUGGUCUUGGCACCUUCAAUCCUCAGCUUGGACCUAUGCUUCUUGCUCUUCUUUAUGCAACAGCAACGAUUACCAGUUGUUUUGCUCCAAUUAUCCUCCAGAGACUUGGGACAAACCUCGCGAUAACCACCACUCACAUGGCUACCACAAUUUUUGUCGGUGUACAUCUUUAUCCGAAGUGGUAUAUAUUAUUACCCAGUUAUGCAAUGUUGGGUGCCUGUGUUACACCAAGUUUCAUAGCACGAGUUUCACAUGUAAAUGCCUCAGCGACUAGUCUAGCUCUAGUGUGCGUUGAUCCCGAGGAUCCUGAUGAGACACGACGGGAAUGCCUUCUUAGAAGACUUAAUCGAGGAAUCAGAUUAGCGGAAGACAUAGGUCUCGCACUAGGUUGUCUAAUUGCUGCCAUACUUGUAAAACUAACGGAUUCGAUGCCUGUUAGUACGAUGAACAAUGAGAUGAAUGAUAUCUGUGGAGCAGAGUAUUGUCCAGAAGAGAUUUAUCUUUACAAUGGUACAAUUAGCAUGCCAACGUUAUCAUCUGGAACAUCAAAAAUAUUGGUCAGCAUAUGGCUUGGUCUUGCUGUCCUAGGAUUCAGUAUAUCGUGCGCAUUCCUCGACUCCAGAAUGAAGGAACCACAAAGUGUGAAUGAAAAACACAGCGCGCAAAACAUACUCGCAUCUAUUAAGUCUGCAUUUCAGGAUCCGAAGUUGCAAUUGGCGGCACCGUUAACACUUUUUAUUGGACUUGAACAGGGAUUUAUCUACGCUGAUUUUAUAGAAGCAUAUGUAGUCUGUGCUUUGGGUGGAGCUGGCACAGUAACUCUUAGUUUCUUAAGUCUGGCAUCUUUGCAAGCCCUUGCUGGCGUGACAUUAUCAAUGUUGUUGAGGCACAUUAAAAGAUACUUUGUUGUAGUUGUUGGAUUUGUAUUCCAUGCAUGUUUACUGCUGGUUUUGAUCACAUGGAGACCAUCUGGGGAUGAUCCAGCACUUUUUCAUGUUAUAUCUGCUGCCUGGGGAGUUUGCAAUUCCAUUUGGGAAACUCUAAUAUAUACAUUAGUAUUGGGUUUGUAUCCAAAUUCUUGGCAAGGACCUUUGUCGACAUCUCUUUUCUGGAGAUGGCUCGGUCUUGCCCUCACUCUUGGUUUGCAUGGGCUAGUCUGCACGCAGUUUCGCGUACUUGGCCUUGCUUGCGUGCUACUCCUGUCUGUGGUUCCUUAUAUAUGGCUAGAAAUCAGACUGGCCAAGAGAGGUAAAAGCCUGGCACCAUUGUGACUGGGAGAUACCACUACAAAUGAUCAUGCUUUAAGCGCCAAGACAGAAUCUCGUUACAGAGAUUGAGAAAAAUUCGUUCCAUUCAGCUUAAAAACGACGAAGAGACAUACUAGAAGCAGAAGACCUUGUGUAGAACAUAGUGCAACUGCAACUACAACAAAGAAAUGUUCACGACGGAGAGCUCACAGUGUUGCAUUUUCUUCUAAUAUUGCUCGUAAUCACAAAGGAUGUUCUGUCGCAGCCACUGAUACUAAAUGAACCAAAGUUUAUCACAGUACGAUUGUUCCUGUCUCUAAUGGCUGAACUGAAGUUUUCAAUAUCUCUCGUAUUUAAACGUUAGACUGGGAUGGAAGAACAAGGUCAAUUUUGAAUUAGUGAAACUUAAUCGCACAUUUCUCAGGUAAUAACAAAAUUCGCAACAUUUCAAAUUUUUUAAAUGUCUCUACAUACAAUGUUGAACGAAAGUUUCAUAUUAUUUUUUAGUUGUAUGUUACAGAAAUUUAGAAGGUCUAUACACCCAGUCUAUUCUUUAAGUACAAUUUGCUCUGUGAGAUCUUUUUUCAAGUUGAAUGGAACGAAGAUACAGGUAAGAUCACAAAAAGUUCUUCGUGCAAAAAAAAAUGAAUGCUCUUGCGGGGAAUUACUUGUUCCGCUAUAGUACGAUUGGUUGAAUAAACCAAUGUACAAGACUGAGCGAUAGCAAAGUAUAUGUGUGUAUAUAUAUAUAUACUUCUUUGACAAAUCAUAUUAAGUGACGUUGAAACGUCGAAAUGUACCUGAUGUCUUUCAAACCAAAGUAAUUCUAACCGUGCGAGAAAGUGAAAUGGGCAAUCACGUUUGUCCUGUAUCACAGAAUCGAAAUGAAAUACUAUAAGACACUUAAUAUAAAUAUAGUCAUAGUUUAAUUAUAAUUAUUGCACAAUCAAUACCAAAGCUUAUCAUUCACAUGGAAAGGUGUUAAAUAUAGGCAAGCUACGAAUUUAACAUACAAAUGAUAUUCUUUUUAAUUUUUUAAAGAAAAUUCUUGUCGUUUUACGUUAAGAGUUACGAUAAAAAUCUGACGCUACUAAAUUCCGAUGGUGAUACAUCAUUAACGUAGUCGUCGAUUAAUAAAUUUCAAAGAGAAUCGAAUAAUUCUAAGUCAAUAAUUCAUUCUUAACGUUAAGAAAAUUAAUGUUAUACGUUUUUUUAAAUGCGCACAGCAUUUAUAUCUUCUAUAUUGUUUGUCAUUUAUUUCAUUCACAACUAUGUAUAUCUCGACGAAUUUAAAUUUCAGUACGUAUCGCGUUAUCAACUUCAUUUUAAUAACAAACUAAGCACAGUAUGCGAGAAUGCCUGAGAUCAAUUGUUAUUUAUCCUAUUUUUAAAUACGUCAUCUUCCAAUACAAUUCUUGCCAUAUCACAAAGUAUUUUAUUUCGAUUUGCUUCCUGUAGGAUUUUUCUGUAAAAGAGUUAACGUGCAUCGUUAUAUUAAUAAUGCAAUUGCAUUUUAUUAUAAAGAAAGAAAAUUAUAACUAUAUAUAAGAAACUUUAAAUACAAAUGAAUACAUGUUAUCUUGGAUAAUGUUACAAAAACAUGUUUGAUGGUAAUUUAGCGUAUAGGUGUUUAUAUGAAAUGUUUCUGGAUUUAUAAAAUCAAUGAGAAACAAAUUAGCCGAACCAUUUGUAAAUUUUACAAAAAAGAUUUUUAAAUACGAUAUCACCAUUUCUUGUUGCCAUAUAAUUUUCAACGUACGACUGAUCGUUUAUAUUGACUCGUGGUGACGCGUUCAAUCCAAGAUAACCAAUGUAAAAUUAAUUCAUGUAACAGUAUCGUAUUUGUAUGUACAUAUACUAAUAUAUUUUCCAAUCUUGAAAUUGAUUAUACCAUUCAGGUCUAUACAAGCAAAAGUAUAAAGAGAACGUUUUAACUCUAUGCGGUCCACAGCCACUAUAUCGGGAACAUAUCAAGUCGUUUUUAUAAGUCCAUGGGCACAAGAAUAAGACUACGCUCCUUUUCUCUGGACUAGUGUGUACGAGCAUUGUGUUGCUUAUAUUUAUUAUUUAUAGAAAUUGUAUAUAUUACAGUAAUUUACUAUUAUGCCCGUUAAUUUACAAAAACUUUAUGUACCCGUAUACCAUCUGUCGACCGCAAAAGAUUGAAAAGAGUGAGUGACACGCAAAAGAAAAUAUUGUUAACUGUUGUAAACGCUAGGACAAGAAACAAUACUUCCAAUGAAUCUCGAGUCUUCAGCAAUAAAUGUGCUCAUUCUGGUCUCACUGGAAAGAAAUACUCUUAAACCAUUGAGCCGGCUACAUAGUUACGGUCAAUUCCAUAAUAAUAAUAGUAAUAGUGAUAAUAAUAAAAAAAAAUGGAAGCAAAUGUUUAUGUCCUAGUUUAUGAAUACCGAUUUAUAAAUGGUAUUGGAAAAACAUAUAUUAACUGUAUUUCAUGAAAAAUAAAUAUUAUCUUAUUUUA
Hylaeus anthracinus is the source of this 4474-nucleotide messenger RNA. RefSeq names its product UNC93-like protein. Gene Ontology annotation, biological process: regulation of potassium ion transport; regulation of muscle contraction. Bases 310 to 2016 code for a protein of 568 amino acids. The transcript has 7 exons. The record is from RefSeq and is a predicted model, not a curated record. Lineage: Eukaryota; Metazoa; Arthropoda; Insecta; Hymenoptera; Colletidae. Gene Ontology annotation, cellular component: striated muscle dense body; plasma membrane. Gene Ontology annotation, molecular function: potassium channel regulator activity.